Anthostomella pinea is the source of this 3114-nucleotide messenger RNA. NCBI's taxonomy places the organism in Eukaryota, Fungi, Ascomycota, Sordariomycetes, Xylariales, Xylariaceae. The record is from the annotation of a GenBank genome assembly.
AUGGCUUCCUACAACAGUAAUGUACCGGUGGCUAGGCCAGCCCAGCAAGCCGUGUACGGCGCGCCGCCACCAAUGCAGAUGCAAGCGCCCUCCGCCCCGGCUGGUACCUUCACCCCGGGAACCAAAAUCCAGGUCGGCAACCACAGGGUGGUCAUCCAGAAGUACUUGUCGGAGGGCGGGUUUGCACAUGUUUACCUCGUCAAGAUGCCGCGGCCCAUCGAUGGAACCGACGAAGCAGUCCUGAAGAGAGUUGCUGUGCCGGACAAGGAGACUCUGCGUGGAAUGCGGACCGAGGUCGAGACGAUGAAGCGGCUGAAGGGGCACAAGCCCAUCGUCACCUAUAUCGACUCGCAUGCAUCGGAAAUGAAGGGUGGGGGUUACGAGGUCUUCCUGCUGAUGGAGUUCUGCAACGGGGGAGGCUUGAUUGACUUCAUGAACACACGAUUGCAGCACCGCCUGACCGAGCCCGAGAUCCUCAACAUCUUCUCUGACAUUGCCGAAGGCGUAGCCUGCAUGCACUAUCUCAAGCCGCCGCUGCUACACCGCGAUCUCAAAGUGGAAAACGUCCUGAUCACGAUGCAUGGCUCGAAGAGGAAGUUCAAACUUUGCGAUUUUGGCUCGGCAGCGCCGCCAAAACCCGCGCCCCAGACUGUCGUCGAAUGCCGGCUGAUGGACGAGGACGUUCAAAGACACACAACAAUGCAAUACAGGAGUCCGGAGAUGGUCGACGUAUACCGAAAACAGCCAAUAGACGAAAAGUCGGACAUUUGGGCUCUGGGUGUGCUCCUCUACAAGCUGUGCUACUACACGACCCCCUUCGAGGAUCAAGGGCAACUCGCAAUUUUGAACGCCAGCUAUAAAUUUCCCAGUUACCCUGUGUUCUCUGACAGGUUGAAACAGCUGAUCGCCUCCAUGCUACGAGAAAACUUGGCAUCUAGACCAAAUAUCUACCAAGCACUUCGAGAAAGUUGCCGGAUGCAAGGGCGUGAGGUACCGAUACAUGAUAUAUACUCCAAUCGCUCACAGCCUGGGUCACGGACGGGGGAGAACCAUGCUGUUGCCGAGCAGAAAACCAAAAGCAAACCGGCUGUCGGCGCUGUAUACUCUCCUCCCCCGCAACAGCAAAAUCAGGCGGCGCUUCCAGAAAUCAUGCCUAUGCGACGAGGCAGGCCAACUACUACAAGUCAGGCAGCUCCCUCACAGGCAGCGAGGCCGAGUCCGUCUCCGAUGAGGGUUACAAGUGGCGACCCUUUCGCUGCUCUGGACUCCAACGCCGCAGCAAAGGCGGCUGCAGAUGAGCUUUCUUCGAGGUUCCCAACUCUCGACCAGUUCGCUUUACUACAUGAUCAUGGUGCUAAAUUCGACUUCGAUAGCCCAACUUCGCCUCCCGCUUCUAGUGAAGUGCAGACACAGCCCAGUCAGCAGCAAGUCCCAGACAAGGUUGCCCAGGAUGCGUUUGCCAGACCGCAGGCCAAGCCAUCACCAGUUCCAGCAAUCCAAAGACAGUCAACAGAUUUCAGUCGCGUCAAUCCUGUAGUGACGACGACUGAACCUCAAAGACCCUCCCCAUCACCCGCGCCAGUUCAAGCGCCUGCCUCUGCGCCUCCCACGUCAGAGAUGAGCCGCGCUUCGGCUAUCAUCUUUAGUAAUCCUGAGCUGCAGGCCAUCGCGUCCCCUCCGCCUCAAGCUCGACCGGAACCUCCCAGCAGACCAUCCAUGGUCUCGACUGGCACCAUGACAAGUACACCUCCUCCGGAAGGGCAGCCUCGUGAAUACCCCCCUAUACAUCGGUUCCCUCCAGCUAAACAACACCGUUCGACGAGCUUACCGAGACAACAACGACCAGAGCCAACUCAGGCGCCUCGGCCUUCGCCCGGUCCACGGUUACCAUCCAUGCAAUCUCCCUCUGUCCACGGCAGGCAACCUUCUACUGCACGGCCAUCUCUCGAAGGGGGUCGCCCAAGUCUCGAAUAUCUAGAGCCUUUGGCCAAUGUGGAUUAUCUGCGCGAGCGGGAAGCAGCUCCUAGACCAAUACGUUCCGGUCACCCAUCGCCCAAUCUAUCUGCCAAAGUGCCAUCUCCAAUGAUUGACCCGCAGGAUGAGCCUGCGAUUGAAUCCAAUGUGGAUUUCCUCCGGUCAAUGGAGGACUCUGAGGCGAAGAAGAAGGAGAAGGGUCCCAAGAAUCAUACGAAACGCUCUAGUCUUGGAUCGUUAUCUGGCACCAAGAACAUCCUAGCUGGAAGGUUUGGCGAUGCCUUCAAGCGGUUUGAGGGAAACACUUCGAACGUACCUGCGAGAACGCCAUCUCCCCUCAAGGAUAUGGGCCGCCGUGAUCUGACUCCAAUUGCUGGGUCCGAGGCAACUGACGGCCGAAGUGACGAUGGCAACUUUCUUGGAGAACCUGAGUUGACCCCAGAGAUGCGACGAGAGCUUGAGGCCCAAAGUCUUGCGGAAGAAGAACGGAGGGUAGAGGCAGCUGCGGCAGAAUACCGGCAACGCAUGGCAGAGCGGGAGGCUGGGGGCUCAGCUGCGUUACCCAAGAGUAUUGGCGGUGUAUCCCGAGCCGUGAGCAUACAGAAUCGGGUGCAGAACCUGCUCGACGAGUCCCAAAAGUCGGCCCAACAGGUUCAGCGCACGGCGUCAGGAUACGGCAAGUUCUCGGAUGAUGCAGCCGCCAAGAAGCCCGUAGAAAAACAACUGCCAGAGCUCCCUCGCAAACCCGUCGGGCCCGGGCGUGUACCACCACUGAAACCUGCCACCAGCUCGUCUGAGGCACUGACGCGAGUGCGACCUGCCAAUCAAGUGCCCGGCUCACCCAGCCGGUCGAUGGCCUCUCCGAGGCCAAACCCGGGCCCCAAGCCACUGCACCUGAACAGUAUCCCAACUGGUGGGAGGCCAAGGUCACCGCCGAAGCAAAAACAGCUGACGGUCCAGCAGGGUUCCUCCGAGCAGCUCGUUGGAGUGGGAAUGCCGGGUCGGCCAACGAUCGACAUGAGCUUCCAAGAGAAGGAGGAUUACAUCAAAGAUUUCAGUAAGAGGUUUCCGAGCCUCAGCUCCAUAGAGAUGGUCGAACGAGACAUAGACGCCGAAGCCGAUAGGCAAGGGGGCCGCUAG